GAGCUGAACAUACCGACCAUCAGGUUUGGGGUAUUUUGGUGUAAAGGUGGGCGAGGUGAAGGACAAGAGGAAGCUAACACUGUCAAACAUGGCUUUAUUUCAUUGUCCCAACAGCCGUUAAGAACAUCGUUACCUGGGCCCACAGGGAUGAAUUUCUCCCCGAGUGCAGCUGUGACUCCUGUUUCUCUACCUUGGGGUACCCCCAAGCAAAAGAACGGGUUUGCUGCUGGGUUGCUCACAGAAAUGUUGCAAAAAGGUUUUUUUUUUUAAAUAGUAUAUAUUUUUUCUUCACUGCUCUGUCAGACUGGGAUAGAAUUGGACAGAUUCCAACUCUUUUCAGCUCUGCGAGAUGCUCUGGGAAGUGUGGCAGCCCCUCGUCCCGCAUCCCUGCGGGAGGAGGAUGCUGGGGGAGGAAGGCUAAUCCCCAUGAGAAGGGUGUGUGGGAUGAUACCAGGAGUCAUGCUGGAGAAGAGCUGGGAUAAAACUUGCUCUGGGGUCUCUCCCCGGCUGGGACUGGGGGUAUUUUGGAGCCAAUGCCAAAAAAUAACUAAAUCCCAGUAGCAAUUUUUUUUUUUUUUGCUUAAAAGCGAUACUUUGCGCUCUUGCUUUUGUGGUUUUGGCUGAAUCCGGGCUGAAGUGCUGCUUUUGGGGCAGGAGCUGAUCACUUCACCCACCCUUCUGUUCGUUCAAGGUCUUUGGCAAUAGAAGUACCCCUUCAAGGGGUGAACGUGGGGUUGGUGGCUUGAGACGCAGAGGUGAGCUCUGCUCUGACCCAACGGCGCUGAGGUGCUGCCUGGGAAGGACGUCACGCAGGGACGCGUGAGGGCAGGCAGCGCCCAGAGCAGCCUGGGGGAGGCCAAGAAGGGCUGGAGCCACGCUGCGGGAUAGCUUCAAGCAGCCAAAAUUAGCCCAAAGCCCAUCCACCCGCAGCUCUUUCCAGCAUCUCGCCCCCCCGCAAUAAUGCCAAGGUCCAGAGAUUUGUCCUUGCCGUGGCUUUUCUUGGCAUCUCGGUGCUUUUGGAGGCAGCCCUGAUUUUCAAGCUUCCUUCCGUGCGAUUGCAAAAAGGCACCGCGGGGCAGAGCCAGCCUGGGAGAUAAUUGGGCAGCCGGCGUAUAAAAUAAGCAACAAGGGGAAAAAAAGAACUAGGAAUAAACGUGGGUUUCUUGUUUGCCCGUCAGUGUCCGGUUCGGACUGCACACGCGCUUCCGACCGCAAGCGCUGGGAUUUAGCACCCCGGGUGCGAAGGCGCGAUGGGACGUGCUCACGUCUGCACGGGGACGCCGUGUCGCGGGUAGGGCUGUGACUACAGCGACCUGUGUGCUGUCAGAAGUAGUUCUCGGGGGGGGAAAAAGCCUUAUUGCAAGGCAGCCUGGGCUCCUCAUGCGCAUUUAGGACCUUCCAGAGAGGUCAUUCAGCACGUCAGUGGGGUUAGUGCUGCCUGGCCCUGGCAUGGCUGAGGGGUCUGAGGCCACCAGUUACCAGAUUUUUUUGGCAAAACCCCCAUUUUUUUUUUUCCUACUAUAUCCAGUGCCUGCUUUUCCAUUGAUGUGCAGCAAACCUCAUCUGGAAACCCUCCUGCAUGGCUUCCAGCUGGGAGCCUUGCCGCGGGGGGUUUGGGUUGUCACCCCUCCACAGCGGAGCCACGGGGCGAGACCUGCCGGCGCUCCCCAACCCACUUCGGUGCAAGAUCCUUGGGUGUCUCACGGGCCACGCGGAGCCAGCUGGCUUUGCCCUGCAGCAGAUGGGGAGCAGGAGGGAGGUGGGCUCUGUGGGCUGGAGAUGGCUCUCCUGAGCUGAGGAAUCCAGACAUGCCAGACUGGGCUUUUUUAGGGGGCUACAGCUGAGACUGAUCUUAUGCCGGGUGACGUGGUCCCUGCCUGGGGUUGCUGAUGUCCUUUUUGUGCUCUCCCACAGGACGGCGAGGUGACCACCACAUGCCAGCUGCCGCUGCCUCGCGCUGAGACACCCACCAGCACCACCAACAGUGACAACAGGGCUGAGGCCGGUUGUGCUGCAGGGCGCUUUCCCCCCCCGAAGGUCUCCGGUUAUGCGGUGAAGACCCGUAGCUCAGACGCACCUUUUUUUUCCUGGCUGUGAAAGGUUAUAACUGAGUAGCCCUUAUGACCAACAUGAGCUGGAGCUUUCUAACCCGCCUGCUAGAAGAGAUUCACAAUCAUUCCACCUUCGUGGGGAAGGUCUGGCUCACCGUGCUCAUCGUCUUCCGCAUUGUCUUGACAGCGGUGGGAGGGGAGUCCAUCUACUCCGAUGAGCAGAGCAAGUUCACCUGUAACACCAAGCAGCCCGGCUGCGACAACGUGUGUUACGAUGCCUUCGCGCCGCUGUCACACGUCAGGUUUUGGGUCUUCCAGAUCAUCAUGAUAUCCACCCCUUCGGUCAUGUACCUGGGCUACGCCAUCCACAGGAUCGCCCGGUCGGCAGAGGAGGAGAAGAAGUUCAAGGGAUUCAAGAAGAAGAAGCAGUUUGCUUUGAACUGGCAGGCAGUGCGCAACAUGGAGGACCCGAUGGAGGCCGACGAAGAGGAGCCCAUGAUCUCUGAUGAUGCAGCAGAACACGAGAAGGCCAAAGCCAAGCCCAAGAGCAAAGAGCAACAAAAGCACGAUGGGAGGAGGCGAAUCCAGCAAGAAGGACUGAUGAAAAUCUAUGUCUUCCAGCUACUUACCAGAGCUUCGUUUGAAGUUUGCUUUUUGAUAGGGCAGUAUUUGCUCUAUGGUUUUGAGGUAGAAGCCUAUUACGUCUGCAACAGAGUCCCUUGCCCUCACACUGUGGACUGCUUUGUGUCCCGGCCAACAGAGAAGACCAUCUUUCUCCUGGUGAUGUACGUCGUGAGCUGCCUGUGCUUGUUGCUGAACAUGUGUGAGAUGUUUCACCUGGGGUUUGGGACCAUCCGAGAUGCCAUUCGCAACCGGAAAAUCAACAGCUUUAGGCAGCCUCCCUACAACUACGCCUACCCAAAGAACAUCUCCUGCCCUCCUGAGUACAACCUGGUAGUGAAAUCAGAGAAGCCCACCAAGAUCCCCAACAGCUUGAUGGCUCAUGAGCAGAACUUGGCUAACGUCGCUCAGGAGCAGCAGUGCACCAGCCCGGAUGAGAACCUCCCGGCAGACUUGUCCACCCUUCACAAACACUUGAGAGUGGCCCAGGAGCAGUUAGACAUAGCGUUUCAGAGCUACAGCAGCACCCAGGCCAACACGCAACCUUCUCGAACCAGCAGUCCCGCCUCGGGUGGCACGGUGGUAGAGCAGAACAGGGCCAACACGGCCCAGGAGAAACAAGGUGCUAAACCCAAGGCCUCCUUGGAGAAAGGGAGCUCAAGCAGUAAAGAUGGAAAGACGUCUGUAUGGAUAUAGCUUCGUCUAAAAGGAGAGAGGGUAGCGUAAGUGGGGGUCUUAUUUUGGUUUGUUUCUGGUUUUCGGUAUUGUCUCGCGCUUGUUUCACAGGGCACAGGCACAAUUUUUAUAUGGAAGUCAGGAGAGAAAAGGAGUUCCCAAGCAAUUUACUGCUGUCUUCCCGUGCAUUCGCAAAAGACGUUUCUUUCCUGUUUCCAACAUGUUCUCCAGUUGGGAACCUCCAGUGAGCAAUAGCAACCCCCCCCCCCGCCCCGCAUCUUCCACCCCUUCGGUCGCCACCGGGGCCCCCAACAGAGACUGGACAAUGCGCUGUGAUGGGAAGCGGAGCUGCUGGUGGCUCAGGAGAGAAGUCAGGCUGACAGCGAGCAGCUCUGCUCCUGCGUGGCGAGGCUGGAGUGCUGUAGGUCAGGCAGUGUUUAAUUACUAAAUAUCCUUAAUCAAAAUUAAUUUCUGAUCCCUCAAUAAGAAAACAACUGACAUAUUGCAUGAACCUUCAUGACACGCUUACAGCUGCUGUCCUGCCUGAGUUGUUACGUGCUCUAGCAGGCAUCGCUGGAAACGAAGGCAUCAUUCGAUGCUGCGAGCCACGAGCUGGCACCCACAUCAGGUUACGGGGCAGAAACGCAGCGACUGUCUUACACAGGGAGACCUAAAAGCGUAGCACAGCGCUGAAGGUUUUUGUCUUUUACUCCUGCGCAUCGAAGCGAAAAGCAAACACGCCCAAACGCUACGCAGCAGGAGCGAGCAGUGACAUCACGUCGUACCAGUGCCUGUGUAGCCUUGCUACAGCUGUGAUGGGAAUCGUUGCAGUCACAGAGUUUUUCACAAACUGCUGCUUCACAUCAUCAGAAAGUGCCUUUAUGCAACCAGGAAAACAAAAUCGUAAAGGGUUUAGACUUCUUUAUUUGCUAAGUAUUAGCAGAGGUUGGAAGAUCAGCGGCGGCAAAUUAGUUUUUUUGUUUAAUCAAACCCUUACAAAUAGUGGCAGACGGCAGGUCUAUGCGUAGCGUGUAUGUGAUGUGUGUGUGUACGUGUACGUAUAUAUACAGACACAUAUGAACGUGUGUGUGUGAAUAUAGACAUAGAGAUAUAUAUAUAAAUGUAAUAUCAACCCUCUGGUAAUUUUACAGCCUUCCACCUCCCCUGGGAAAACCCGGCUGGUCCAGGACUAUGGCUGAUCCCAUCCUGGAGCAGUCCUUGGGCUGCUAGCCUCCAGCAUCCCCUGGGGAACUGGCAGGGUUCACACACUCGCUUGAGGGGCUUAGCAGAAGAUCUGGCUUCAGUGGGGACAGGACCAGGACAGUACCAGGAAGUUUUUCACUAGUUUAUGGGGAGCUUUUUGAGCUUGGCUUGGUUUUAGGGUGGUUCUCAUGCAGCUACAGGAGUCUGGGGCAUGUUAAAACCAAGCUGCUCUGCUCCAAGGCUCCUGCUAGUGCUGAGGAUGUGCGUUGUCAGGGUGGUUUCAUCCCACAUCUCUUGCACAGCUGUGAGGCUGCGGCUUUGUUCCCCUCCAGUAACAUAAACAAGAAAAAACCUCAUCACUGGGUGCACAGGAAGCACCUCCUGCCAAAUGGUAGAGGCUGAAACCAGCCGCUGCCCCACUGUGCCACGUCUCAGAGCAGGUCUCAUCCCUGAGGUGUGCCCAAGAUGCCUGUGGCUUGGCAGAUGCUCUCGCAACCUCCCAGGAGUCCAACGGUUGAUUCACCCCUGUGGACAACUCAAUUAGGCAGAGCCUUCAAGAUCAAACCUAACGCAAAAGAAGUAAAUCCUCACCAAACACAGCACUGUCCCUCUGCCAAGCUUUUCCCUCGGGGCCGUGCCAGCCACCAAAAGUCACAUGCAGGUCCCCAUGCCAGUAUUCCUUAUCCAUUGGAUCUACAUGACUUCUUGCUGGGCAUCUUUUUCGUGCCCCUGAGAUUGGUCUCUGGAAGCCCCGAGGAUGCCUGUGCCCCAGGCGGCCAGGCCCUUUGGCCAGUAUGAAACACCUGGGUAUGGCCUGCAGCCUGGUAACUUCAACUGAGCUGUGCCAUGCCGGUGCUGGCAGCAAAAAGUAGGUUUAGAAAGAAAGCAAAUAAAUAUCCUAUGAGGUAUCCAGCUACAAAUAUUUCAGUAUGGCUUUGCAUAACACUCUGGGGAACACUUUCAGGCUUGUUCCUGGUCCUGCUGGUUCCUGGUCCAUCAGUAAAAUGUGUGGAGCUCUGCCCGCUCUCCCUGCUAGAGAUCUUCCCCUUGAAAAUGGACAGCCACAUCCUGGAGGAGGAUGAAUGCAUCCCCACACCAGCAACGGGCAGGAGUAACACACAUCUGUCAUGUGAUGGGAUGGCCUUUCUGCUGUGAAUUUUGCAUGAAAGGUUCAGAAAAUUCACACCACAGUGGUGGGGAGACAAACAUAUCCAACUGCGCUGUUGGUCCUUGUCCCACAUGCGGGAAUGCGUUCUCCUCCUGGGCUGGGGCUGCGCCAGGCAAUGCAGGAGAGGCUGGUUGCUGAUGGUGGUGCUAUCAUGAAGGUAAAUGCACACAGGUCCACAGCCCAGUGCUGCUGGGGAGAACAGCAGAGGUGCUGCUGGGUGGAAAUUUGCUCCCUAAUAAUUACAGCUGUCCAGGACACAGGCUUGUCUUCCACAUCGAUGUGACUUCUUGUUUAUGGCCAGCUUUGUGUCCCACGGGAAACAGUGUGUAUUUAAAGCCAUGACUACAAGGGAAGGAUGGAAACUCUGAGGAGGGUGAUGGUGGGAUGCUGCCUGGGUUUUUCUGAUUCUUUUGAGAUGAGCAGCAAUAUCACAGCCCUGAUAAUCUUGCCCUUCCCAUGAAAUGCUGGAAGACACUGUGCUGUGAAGGAGUCCGGAUUUUGGAUUUCUCCUGCCCAUACCAGUGACGCCUCCCUCAGUCCCAGACAUGGUUUGAGCAUUUCCUGAUGAUUCAGAUCAGCCCCUUGGCUCCCGCUGACCUGCAGAUUCACCAGCGAGUCAUCAAACGCAGGGAUGGGCAUAUACCUCCCGUGCUCUUGCUUCAGGAAACCAUCCCAGCAAACACCUCACCGUGGAAAAAGCUGGGGGGGGGGGGGCAGAUUUUAAGCCAGAAACUCCAGAACCUGGUCAAAGGGACCUGAUUUACUCAUUAAACCCAUUUUAUACAGCAGGGAUGUACCCCCAGCCCCAGUGGCGUAGUCGGUCAGUGUCUGAUGGGAGGAGAUCCCUGGGCUCUAUGGCUGCAGGUUGAGAGACACUUACAGCAACAGGGAUGGAAAGGAUGACAGAUUUUCUUGCCAAUUUGCCACCAAAUGCUUCCUUAACGGCUAACACAACCCCUGGCAUCUCUCCUCAGCACACACGGAGAACAUCUCAUGCCUUUAAUGCCUGCAGAACCUUUUGGGUGUAUCAAGACUGUUUUCAUCCUCGUCAAGUCUGCUUUAAGCUAAACAGCUCCAGUCUUGUAAACAUUUCUCCAAGGGCUGCUUUUCCAGCACGGUUUUCCUUUGUGUCUUUGAGCCACCACCAGCCAGUCCCUGUCUUCCCAGUCAGGUCAGCUUCUUGGGCCAGCUUUCCACCCUCCUCCUCGUCAUGCACCCAUCCACCACCCUGGUCCUCCUUGAAACCCCAUUUUCUGCAGGCUCGGGGAUUGCUCCUCUCUGCAGACAUGUUCUUGUAUGACCAGCACCUUCCUGCCCUCUUUAUAUUCACACCGCAGACCCGGUGUGCCAAGGGGGGUUUGAAUGAUCAGUUAGUCCUGCAUCAGAUUUGCAGCCUCCUCCCGGCUGGUGUCACCAUCACAUUUAAUAUGCACACACUGUUUUUCAUAGUGAGAGUCAAUAAUUGCAAUAUUGACGCCAGGGCAGACUCUUGGGCGACCAAUACAACCUCCUCAUCAGGCAGGGAGGCAGGGUAACCGCUCUCUCAGCCAUCCUUCCAGCCAGCCCCGCUCAUCUACGAGGCUUGAAACACUUCCUUGCAUAAAAUGCUUCGCAAAUGGAAGCUGAUCUUGCUUUCGCCUGUUUUCCAAGUGUUUUGACAGGGACAGAAGCACAAGGGCACAUUUCCAGCAGGACUGCUCUGGUGUCGUGGGCUGCUUGGGAGAGAUGCAAAGUUGCCUGCAAGGUCCCAGCCAGCCUGGAGGACACUGGUGACUCCUCUGACCCUGGGGAGGAGGGACCCCAGUCCUCCCAGGUCCCAUCUGAGCCACACACAGGAGCCAGAAUGAGUCAGAUGGCCCUAGAAAUAUAAAGGAUUAUUAUUAUGUGUAUUGGGUUGCUCACUUCCCCCUCUUCUCCUCCACUCUUUGGCCUCUAAAGCCUUUAGGAUAUUGUGUCUUUCCACUGAGUCACCACCACAAAGGCGACCGACAUACAUUAAUGCAUCUGCAGGAGCAACUCCUUUCGGGGCAGGAGCAAAAGUUCCCUUUUCUAUCAUGUCAGUUUGGGAAGGAAAAGGCUAGAGAGGCAAAAUAAGCAUAACCACAAGCAAAAGACCCACCACAACCAUUACAAAUUAAACCAGCAUCUGAAGGAAUUUCAAUUAGAAAACAGGCAGCGUUGGCCACUGAAGAAACACGAGUCGUAUAAUUAACGCUUUGUUUUGGGGUUUUUUAUGGAUUAGUAGUUUUGUUCACACACAAAACGUGUUUAGCUUUGUAGCUGAACUAAUUGUAAACAUUGACUCACUCGCUAAACUUGGUCGGUUAAAGGGCCCACACUUAUAUUUCUAUUCUUACCAUUCAGGGCCGGGAAUGUCCCCCGUAAAAGCCAGAUUACCUUGUUGCUUGCAUUGCAUUCCACUGGGAAAUACUUGAACUUAACUCAAGGCCAUAACCAGUCUGUGCUGUUACGAAGUUUCUGGGAUCGUUAUUUUUUUGUUGUCGUUCAUUUUUUUAAUGUACUAACUGUAUUUGUACUAGAAAUUUUUUGAGUAUGAGGUUGAAUCUGUAAGUAUUUUUCAGUGUAAGUGUUACAUCUGGACUGUAGUUAGAAUAUUAAACACUGGUCAAAAGAGAAAGAUGCAUCAGUCCAACUCUUCAGCUGGCUAUUCCACAUCCAUUACUAAUAAAAUGGAAUAAAACUUACAUUUUGUUA
Phalacrocorax carbo (great cormorant) is the source of this 8433-nucleotide messenger RNA. NCBI's taxonomy places the organism in Eukaryota, Metazoa, Chordata, Aves, Suliformes, Phalacrocoracidae. The record is from RefSeq and is a predicted model, not a curated record.